Salpingoeca rosetta is the source of this 861-nucleotide messenger RNA. RefSeq lists its product as uncharacterized. Bases 1 to 861 code for a protein of 286 amino acids. The transcript has 4 exons. Lineage: Eukaryota; Choanoflagellata; Craspedida; Salpingoecidae. The record is from RefSeq and is a predicted model, not a curated record.
AUGGGCGACAAGUCACCGCACGCGCUGCAAGAUCGCUUGCACGCAUGGACGCGCGAAGCCGAAGCCAUUUCCGGAGCCAUCAGCGAGUACAAAGCGGAGCAUGAUGCUGCGUUUGAAGAGCUCCAGGCGAAAUACGCACGACGACGCAGCACCCUAGCAAAGCUCGACCGGAGACGGCGGCAGGCUGAGAGGUUGUUUCGCGCCCAGCGGGAGCGCUUUGUGCAGUGCAGAGAUGCCCUGCGAAGCACGGAGACAACCCUGCACGAGGUGGAGUCGCUGGUGUCCACACACCUUCCCGCCAUUCAACGUGCGGUGGAGCGUGCAAGCUUGCUCGGAGACGCCAGCACUGCUGCGGUCCACAGCCACCUACAGGCCAUCGGAAGCAUUAUUGACAUGUGCAGGCUGGCCAAGCAGCAGCAGCAGCGCGCGAGUCAAGAGGCAAUGGGCAACGCCGACAAGGCGGGGGAAGAUGAGAGGGAAGAAGACGAGGAAGAUGAGGAGGAGGAGGAGGAGGAGGAGGAGGAGGAGGAGAAGGAGAAGGACGACGACGACAAUGGCAGCAACGGUGUCAAUCGUGCCGGCGGUAUUGGCCGUCAUGAUCGGCUGCACGGGCAACACGUGCAGUGCAGGCGCCCGGGACAUGGCCGCGCAGGUCGUUCCCGCCACCACAGCAGCGCACUGCCCCGCGCAUCCCCGCGCACGCCCGUCUCCGUGCUGAGCAGCACGUCGUUCAACAGCAACAGCGGCGCCCUGGGAAGAAACCUGUCCAACACCAGCCACGAUGAGCCCUGGCGGCCGCAGCAACAACAGCGCAUGAACCAGCCGCGCAAGCCACUCCUGCCCGACCAGAACCUGGUGUGA